Messenger RNA from Mytilinidion resinicola, 759 nucleotides. RefSeq lists its product as uncharacterized. The coding region runs from base 34 to 549 and encodes 171 amino acids. Lineage: Eukaryota; Fungi; Ascomycota; Dothideomycetes; Mytilinidiales; Mytilinidiaceae. The transcript has 2 exons. The record is from RefSeq and is a predicted model, not a curated record.
UCCACUAUCCACCAUAGCCGUAGCAUAGCAGCAAUGUCAUCCCUCGAUCUCGUCCUCGCCGCAAUAGAUGCCGCAGACCCCGACCGCCUCCGUAUCACUCUAAAGCGCGUCUGUUCUCUCUCCAAUGACACGCUAGAGCUCGUCUGCUCCGAGCUGCUAGUCGCCGAAAAGGCCGCUGAAAGCCAGAAGAAAGCUUCCGAAUCCGGGGGGAAUGGCAAGGAAGAUAAUUCGAAGGCGCUGAAACGGAAACGGGUGGAGUACAAUACGAUCCGCUUCCAAACAUGUAUCCAGUGCGAACAGGAAUUCGACGCUACGAAGAACGAGGAGGGGUGUUGUAGAUGGCAUAAAGGUGAACUUGAAGCUGACGAGGACCCUAACAUGUGGCCUGAUUUCGAGGACUGGCGUGACGGGGAGUAUGAUGACUGGAAAGACGAGUUUCCGGAACGCUUCCUGUGGUCUUGUUGCAAGAGGCGGGGAGACGAUGAGGAGGUUUGCUGUGUUGGGAAGCAUAUGUCCGCCCAAGAGCAUGCGUCUGGGAAGAGUGGCUAGUCGCGUGCUGAAAGCGGGCGGGUUUGCUAUUAGAGAACGAGGGUUCAGAGGAUGAGGACUCUGAGGAGGGUUCAGAGAACAAACACUCGGAGGACGAGGGCUAGACGGGUACGGCGAUGGCGCAGACAGUUUCUGGAUGAAUGUGGACAUAGAGUCGGUGGUUGAAUAAACAAAAAGUGGUACCUUGGCGUAUCGAGGGAAGUCGUCACC